CGUCAGUGGGGAGUUAAUUUUAAAUCGGUACAAGAUGGCGGAGGGGGACGAGGCAGCGCGGAGGCAGCAGUCGCACGAGGGGCUGCGGCGCCGGAGGCGAACCAGCGACCCAAACACCGGCGUUAACCACGUCUCGUCCACAACCCUCCUAGGUGAGAAUUAUGAAGAUGAUGACCUAGUAAACUCUGAUGAGGUUAUGAAGAAACCAUGUCCAGUACAGAUUGUUCUUGCUCAUGAAGAUGACCAUAACUUUGAGCUUGAUGAAGAAGCUUUGGAGCAGAUAUUGCUACAGGAGCACAUACGAGAUCUUAACAUAGUAGUGGUAUCCGUGGCAGGAGCUUUUCGUAAAGGGAAAUCAUUUCUACUGGACUUCAUGCUUAGAUAUAUGUAUAACAAGGAUUCUCAAAGUUGGAUUGGUGGAAACAAUGAACCAUUGACUGGCUUUACAUGGCGAGGUGGUUGUGAAAGAGAAACAACAGGCAUACAAGUCUGGAAUGAAGUGUUUGUGAUCGACAGACCUAAUGGAACAAAAGUGGCUGUGCUGCUAAUGGAUACCCAGGGUGCCUUUGAUAGCCAGUCAACUAUCAAAGAUUGUGCAACAGUGUUUGCUCUGAGCACUAUGACUAGCUCUGUCCAGGUGUAUAAUUUGUCUCAAAAUAUUCAAGAAGAUGAUCUUCAACACUUGCAAUUGUUUACAGAAUAUGGCAGACUUGCUAUGGAAGAAAUCUACCAGAAGCCAUUUCAGACAUUAAUGUUUUUGAUUCGAGACUGGAGUUAUCCUUAUGAACAUUCAUAUGGUUUGGAAGGUGGAAAACAAUUCCUUGAAAAGAGAUUGCAGGUAAAACAAAAUCAACAUGAAGAGCUACAGAAUGUAAGGAAGCACAUUCACAAUUGUUUCUCAAAUCUUGGUUGCUUCCUUUUGCCACAUCCUGGUCUUAAAGUUGCAACUAAUCCUAGUUUUGAUGGGAGAUUGAAAGAUAUUGAUGAAGAGUUUAAACGAGAGCUUCGAAAUCUGGUUCCAUUGCUGCUUGCCCCAGAAAAUUUGGUAGAAAAAGAGAUAAGUGGAUCUAAAGUCACUUGUAGAGAUCUUGUAGAAUACUUUAAGGCUUACAUUAAAAUUUAUCAAGGAGAGGAACUUCCACAUCCAAAGUCCAUGCUUCAGGCAACAGCUGAAGCUAAUAAUCUUGCUGCAGUAGCAGGAGCAAGAGAGAUCUAUUGCAAAAGUAUGGAGCAGGUAUGUGGUGGGGACAAGCCUUACAUUGCACCUUCAGAUCUGGAGCGAAGACACCUGGAUCUCAAGGAAGUGGCGAUUAAACAGUUUCGUUCAGUAAAAAAAAUGGGAGGAGAUGAAUUCUGCCGUCGUUAUCAGGACCAGCUUGAGGCUGAAAUAGAAGAAACCUAUGCAAAUUUUAUAAAGCACAAUGAUGGCAAAAAUAUCUUCUAUGCUGCUCGUACCCCUGCCACACUGUUUGCAGUCAUGUUUGCUAUGUAUAUAAUCUCAGGACUGACUGGCUUCGUUGGCCUAAACUCUAUAGCCGUCUUGUGUAACCUUGUCAUGGGGUUAGCACUGACGUCUCUUUGUACUUGGGCAUAUGUUAAAUACUCUGGGGAGUUCAGAGAAAUUGGAACAAUGAUUGAUCAGAUUGCUGAAACACUAUGGGAACAGGUAUUGAAGCCCCUGGGUGAUAAUUUGAUGGAGGAAAACAUAAGGCAGUCUGUAACAAACUCUAUCAAAGCAGGCCUGACUGACCAGGUGUCUCAUCAUGCCAGAUUAAAGACAGACUGACAGUUCAUCUACUCAUGGACUCCACUCUUUUUUUCACGCUUGCUGUACAAUGAGAACUCAAAUAAAAAUAAACCAAAGUUUACAAUCAACUGUAGAAGUAGUUUAGUAUAACUGGCUUCACAGAUGGCUGCCACAGAGUGUGAAAUUGUUUGUUGGUUUUAAGCAUUCUGUUCAUGGCUCCUAAGGCAUGAAGAUGGGCCGAGGAGCAUUAGUUUUCAUGCACACUUGUACCAUGUUUAAUUCUUUUUUUUCCCUUUUUACUUAAUCUAAUGUUAGUGAAAUUUGUCUUAUGUAAAGGAUAUUUCAGGGAAAUAUUUUAAGAAAUCUAUUUAGAGUCUCUUUAACACAGUGUCCCAUUGAAAUUUUAAUUUUUAGAGAAGUUAUGAAUCACUGUAUCAAGAAUCAGUUUGGAAUGACAAUGAAGCCUUUAUUGAGCCACGACAUUAAAAGUAUAUAUUGCUUUACUGCCUUCAAUACCAGUAUUACAUAAAUGCAUGUAUCAGAAACUUCACAGAAAUUACAUGACAACUCUUGUAGCUAAGAAAGUGAUUCUGAGGUGUACAUUUGUCUUGCCUUUUAAAAUUUAUAAACCUGCCCUAAAAGGAGAUGCAUAUCUGGGAAACUGAACUGUCUUUAUGCAGUUUAGCCUUCAUGUACAUAAAAUAUGCCGUUAAUUUAUUGGGGGAGAAAUUCCAUCCAAAAAUGUUGCCUACAGCUAUGAGUUAAGAGUGUCUAUACAGUGUGUAGCUUUUAUUUUCUAAAAUCACAGGUAGGGCAUGUAUAUGAAUUAUAAAUAUAUAAAUACGAUUUUGUAUUAAAAGUUUUGUAGUUUAUGACAAAAUCUGGUUCUGUGGUAGGCUAAUGAGUACAGUCCCUGUGAAGGAAUGUUUGUGGCUCAUGUCAGUGUGUGAAUGCAUAGACAAUUUGAAGUUUUUGAUAUAUUUGUGAUAUUUAUCUUCUUGAGCACUGCAAUCUCACCACCCUCCCCCCCACCCCCUCCCCCCAAGGGAAUUCAAUGGGAAUGUUUAUUGUGACUUUGUCCUCUGUUGCAUUUUAAAGUUCCUUCCUGUAAUUUAUUUUCAGUACAUAAUUAAAAAUUUGUAUAUAUAUA
Messenger RNA from Balaenoptera musculus (blue whale), 2897 nucleotides. It is a transcript of the gene ATL2, whose product is annotated as atlastin GTPase 2. The transcript is spliced from 13 exons. Gene Ontology annotation, biological process: endoplasmic reticulum organization; protein homooligomerization. Gene Ontology annotation, molecular function: GTP binding; GTPase activity. NCBI's taxonomy places the organism in Eukaryota, Metazoa, Chordata, Mammalia, Artiodactyla, Balaenopteridae. The record is from RefSeq and is a predicted model, not a curated record. The coding region runs from base 35 to 1786 and encodes 583 amino acids.